Camelus dromedarius (Arabian camel) is the source of this 6202-nucleotide messenger RNA. It is a transcript of the gene CASKIN1, whose product is annotated as CASK interacting protein 1. The record is from RefSeq and is a predicted model, not a curated record. The transcript is spliced from 19 exons. The coding region runs from base 192 to 4616 and encodes 1474 amino acids. Gene Ontology annotation, molecular function: protein binding. Gene Ontology annotation, cellular component: cytoplasm. Lineage: Eukaryota; Metazoa; Chordata; Mammalia; Artiodactyla; Camelidae.
CCGCCCUUGACGCGCUCCCCGCCCCCUCCGCGCCGGGAGCCGGAGCCGGAGGACGGCGAGGGGCGCGGGCGGAGGAGGAGGCAGCGGGGGAGGGAGGAGGAUGCGGCCGGUGCAGCGGGGCCGCCGUUGCCGCCUCUGAGUCGCGCCGAGCGCACGGAGCGCAGCCGCGUCGCUGCGGCCCCGGUCGCGCCAUGGGGAAGGAACAGGAGCUGGUGCAGGCGGUGAAGGCGGAGGACGUGGGGACCGCGCAGAGGCUGCUGCAGAGGCCGCGGCCCGGGAAGGCCAAGCUCCUGGGCUCCACCAAGAAGAUCAAUGUCAAUUUCCAAGACCCAGAUGGCUUCUCUGCCUUGCACCACGCGGCCCUGAAUGGCAACACGGAAUUAAUCACCCUGCUGCUGGAGGCCCAGGCUGCUGUGGACAUCAAGGACAACAAAGGCAUGCGGCCGCUGCACUAUGCAGCCUGGCAGGGCCGGAAGGAGCCCAUGAAGCUGGUGCUGAAGGCAGGCUCAGCGGUGAACAUCCCAUCCGAUGAGGGCCACAUCCCCCUGCACUUGGCAGCCCAGCAUGGUCACUAUGACGUGUCUGAGAUGCUGCUCCAGCACCAAUCCAACCCGUGCAUGGUGGACAACUCGGGGAAGACACCCCUGGACCUUGCCUGUGAGUUUGGCCGUGUUGGGGUGGUCCAGCUGCUUCUGAGCAGCAACAUGUGUGCGGCCUUGCUGGAGCCCCGGCCUGGGGACACCACCGACCCCAAUGGCACCAGCCCCCUGCACCUGGCAGCCAAGAAUGGCCACAUCGACAUCAUCAGACUCCUCCUCCAAGCCGGCAUUGACAUCAACCGCCAGACCAAGUCUGGCACAGCCCUGCACGAGGCCGCACUCUGCGGGAAAACAGAAGUGGUUCGGCUGCUGUUGGAUAGCGGGAUCAAUGCCCAUGUGAGAAAUACCUACAGCCAGACAGCCCUGGACAUCGUGCACCAGUUCACCACCUCCCAGGCCAGCAAGGAGAUCAAGCAGCUGCUGCGAGGUGGGCCCGGGCAGGGCAGGUGGGCAGGGGCAGAGCCUGGGCCGGGCCGGCUCACAGGACUGGGGGGUCUGCUGCCUCCUGUGUCCCCAGAGGCUUCGGCGGCCCUGCAGGUCCGGGCGACCAAGGAUUAUUGCAACAACUAUGACCUGACCAGCCUCAAUGUGAAAGCAGGGGACAUUAUCACAGUCCUUGAGCAGCAUCCAGAUGGCCGGUGGAAGGGCUGUAUCCAUGACAACAGGACAGGCAACGACCGUGUGGGCUACUUCCCGUCCUCCUUGGGCGAGGCCAUUGUCAAGCGAGCAGGUUCCCGUGCAGGUGCCGAACCAAGCCCACCCCAGGGAGGCAGCUCAUCAGGCACCCCUGCACCCCCUGAGGAGAUCUGGGUGCUGAGAAAGCCCUUUGCAGGUGGGGACCGCAGUGGCAGCUUGAGCAGUGUGGCUGGUGGCCGGAGCAGUGGGGGCCACACCCUACACGCAGGCUCUGAAGGGGUCAAGCUCCUGGCAACAGUGCUCUCCCAGAAGCCUGUCUCCGACUCCAGCCCCGGGGACAGCCCUGUCAAGCCUCCGGAGGGCUCCGCAGGUGCCACCCGGUCCCAGCCUCCAGUGGCCCAUGCUGGGCAGGUCUUUGGGGAACAGCCACCCAAGAAGCCAGAGGCGGCAUCAGAGGGCAAGAGCACCGAGGCUGUCAGCCAGUGGCUUGCCACGUUCCAGCUACAGCUCUACGCCCCCAACUUCAUCAGUGCUGGCUACGACCUGCCCACCAUCAGCCGCAUGACCCCUGAGGACCUCACGGCCAUUGGGGUCACCAAGCCGGGCCACCGGAAGAAGAUUACUGCAGAGAUCAGUGGCCUAAGCAUCCCUGACUGGCUGCCUGAGCACAAACCCGCUAACCUGGCUGUGUGGCUGUCCAUGAUCGGCCUGGCCCAGUACUACAAGGUGCUGGUGGACAACGGCUAUGAGAAUAUUGACUUCAUCACCGACAUCACCUGGGAGGAUCUGCAGGAGAUCGGCAUCACCAAGCUGGGACACCAGAAGAAGCUAAUGCUGGCAGUGAGGAAACUGGCGGAGCUACAGAAGGCAGAGUAUGCCAAGUAUGAGGGGGGACCCCUGCGCCGGAAGGUACCACAGUCGCUUGAAGUGAUGGCCAUAGAGUCGCCACCCCCACCUGAGCCUGCCCCAGCUGACUGCCAGUCUCCUAAGAUGACCACCUUCCAGGACAGUGAGCUCAGCGGUGAGCUGCAGGCUGCCAUGACUGGCCCGGCCGAAGGGGCUGCUGCCGCUGCCACUGCCGCUGCCACUGCCGAGAAGCCCUCCAACCACCUGCCGCCCACCCCAAGGGCCUCUAUGCGGCCAGAGCCCAGCCUGGGUGGGCGGGCUCGGCACAUGAGCAGUUCUCAGGAGCUGCUGGGCGAUGGACCCCCUGGGCCUGGCAGCCCCAUGUCACGAAGCCAGGAGUACCUGCUGGAUGAGGGGCCAGCCCCAGGGACCCCCCCUAAGGAGGCGCGGCCCAGCCGCCACGGCCACAGCAUCAAGCGGGCCAGCGUGCCCCCAGUGCCUGGCAAGCCACGGCAGGUCCUUCCACCAGGUGCCAGCCACUUCACGCCCCCGCAGACACCCACAAAAGCCCGGCCAAGCUCCCCCCAGGCUGUGGGGGGGCCUCAUGGCCCAGCCCCAGCCACAGCCAAGGUGAAGCCCACCCCCCAGCUGCUGCCACCAGCAGAGCGACCCAUGUCACCUCGCUCGCUGCCUCAGUCACCCACACACCGUGGCUUUGCCUAUGUGCUGCCCCAACCCGUGGAGAGCGAGGCAGCGCCGGCUGCUCCGGGGCCUGCACCUGCGGCUGUUCCCACGACUGUGCCCAUGCUGUGCCUGCCCCCCGAGGCUGAUGUGGAGCCAGAGCGGCCCAAGAAGCGUGCCCACAGCCUGAAUCGCUACGCAGCGUCUGACAGCGAGCCGGAGCGGGACGAGCUGCUGGUGCCGGCGGCUGCAGGGCCCUAUGCCACGGUCCAGCGGCGUGUGGGACGCAGCCACUCGGUGCGGGCUCCUGCUGGUGCCGACAAGAACGUUAACCGCAGCCAGUCAUUCGCUGUGCGACCGAGAAAGAAGGGGCCCCCACCGCCCCCGCCCAAGCGCUCCAGCUCAGCCAUGGCCAGUGCCAACCUGGCCGAUGAGUCGGUGCCAGAUGUGGAGACCGAGGGGGCUGGGACUGAGGAUGGCCAGCUGGGGGUCCGAGCACAGCGCCGCCGGGCUAGUGAUCUGGCUGGCAGUGUGGACACAGGAAGUGCUGGCAGCGUGAAGAGCAUUGCAGCCAUGCUCGAGCUGUCGUCCAUUGGGGGUGGGGGCCGGGCAGCCCGCAGGCCCCCCGAGGGCCACCCCACACCUCGCCCUGCCAGCCCGGAGCCAGGGCGGGUGGCCACAGUGUUGGCCUCGGUGAAACACAAGGAGGCCAUUGGGCCUGAUGGUGAGGUGGUGAACCGGCGCCGCACGCUGAGUGGGCCCGUCACAGGACUUCUGGCCACUGCUCGCCGUAGUCCAGGAGAGCAGGGGCCCCCUGCAGAUCACGGCCAGUUUGUGGAAGAUGGCACUGCCCGGCAGAGGCCUCGAGGUCCGGCCAAGGGCGAGGCGAGUGCAGAGGGACCGCCCCUGGCCAGGGUGGAGGCCAGUGCCACACUCAAGAGGCGCAUCCGAGCCAAGCAGAGCCAGCAGGAGAACGUGAAGUUCAUCCUAACUGAGUCCGACACUGUCAAGCGCCGGCCCAAAGCCAAGGAGCGGGAGGCAGGUCCUGAGCUACCCCCACCGCUGUCUGUGUACCAGAAUGGAAUGGGCACUGUGCGCCGCCGACCGGCCUCUGAGCAGGCUGGGCCCCCAGAGCUGCCCCCUCCACCUCCGCCCGCUGAGCCCCCGCCCUCUGACCUGAUGCACCUGCCCCCGCUGCCCCCGCCCGACAGCGACACCCGGAAGCUGACCAAGCCGCCUGUCUCUCCCAAGCCCGUUCUGGCUCAGCCUGUGCCCAAGAUCCAGGGCUCACCCACACCUGCCUCCAAGAAGGUGCCGCUGCCAGGUCCGGGCAGCCCAGAGGUGAAGCGUGCUCAUGGCACGCCGCCGCCUGUGUCUCCCAAGCCGCCGCCGCCGCCCACUGCGCCCAAGCCGGCCAAGGCCGCGGCGGGGCUGCAGUCGGGCAGCACCAGUCCGUCGCCGGCGCCCUCGCCGGCACGCCAGCCGCCCGCCGCCCUCGCCAAGCCGGCCAGCACGCCGCCCUCACUGAGCGCCAGCCCCGCCAGGCCCCCGUCCCCAGGUGCACCCGCGCUGCACGUGCCCGCCAAGCCGCCGCGCGCCGCUGCCGCCUCCGCCGCCACCGGGCCUCCAGCUGCGCCCGACGGUGCCUCGCUUGGGGACAGCGUCCGGCAGAAGCUGGAGGAAACGAGCGCGUGCCUGGCAGCGGCGCUGCAGGCCGUAGAAGAGAAGAUCCGACAGGAGGACGCGCAGGGCUCACGCCCCUCGGCCGCAGAGAAGAGCACCGGCAGCAUCCUGGAUGACAUUGGUAGCAUGUUUGACGACCUGGCCGACCAGCUGGACGCCAUGCUGGAGUGACGCGGCCGCCCACGUCGGGCCCGCCCGCGCCGCAUGGGCUCUGGCCCGCACACUGACCUUUACCUCAGGAUGGGCACCUCGUGGCGUGGCGCGAGCGAGCAGGGCGACGGGCCAAGGGGAGCCGGGCGCAGGGGAUAGCCCUCCAAGUGGCUGCAGGCACGAGGCGGGGGUAGGCCGUGCUGCCCAGCCCCUGCACAAGCACAACUCUUGCCCCCUGAGCCUAGCCGGGAGGACUGCCUGGCUGGGGGACCCAAGGGCUCUGGGCAGAUGCUGUUGCCCCGUGGGUGCCCGUCCCUAUCUGCUGCUCCCUGUGCAAUAACUGCUGGGCCAUCUGCCCACCCACCACCAAGCUCUGCCAGCUGUGGGUGGAGGAGGGGCAGCCCCUGAAACCCCUGCCAGGUGAGGCAGCGGGAGUGGGGCAGCCGCUGUAGUCCCCUCCCCAAUCUGUGGCAGAGCACAGGCCUAUGCCCAGCACAGAACUGCCCAUUGGGGUCCUCUGCCAGCCGCUCUGGCGCAGCACAAGGGGCUGGGGUUGGGGCCCCUGCUCCACUGCACCCCCCAGAAUAUAAGCUAUCGAAGAGUAUUUAUUGGGAAUGAGCUGAGGCAGAUUUCCCCAGAGAAACAAAAAGUUAUAACUUUAACAAAUAUAUAUUUAAAGAAAGAAAAAAUAUUAUUGAUUCUAUAGAAAACCAUUUACCAACUGCAAGGACACUGGAAUCUAGCUCAAGACAAAAGCUGUUAGAGGCCCAGGCCAUCUGUCUGUGUGUCCUUCCCUCCCUCCAUCCAGGAGUGGCCAGACCCCUGGCCCAGUAGCACAAACAGGAGGCUGGGGUCUGGGGAGGGUUCCAUGUUCCACCAGGGCCUCCCCUCUGCUCUCUCUCCUAACUUCUCUGCAUCUGAAGAACUUGAAGGAUGUGCCUUGCUCGCUGCUGGGCUGUGUCCUCCACGCGGUGGAGACAAUGGAGAGGGCUCCUCCUCUCUUGGGGGUGCUGGCAUGAGGGUGCCCCUGGGCUUCAGGGGAGCUGUGUACACAGUGUGGUGAAUGUGGGUGUGUCAGCUGGGUGACAACAGUGGGUGCGAGGCGUGCAUGCCAGGCUGUGUGUGGCUCACGUGAGGGUGUACCCGACUCUCCCUCCCUGGGGUCCCCAAGCUGGCUCCUUGCAGCCAGCCCACCCCCAUUCGAGUUCCCACGGACGCUCUGCUCGUGGUCCAAGGCCGUGUUGUGUGGUCGUUCUCGCCUUCUCUUCCUCCCUCUACCCCCUCCAAAAAAUACUGACUGGCCUCCUCUAUCGUCUUUGCUGAUUCACGUGUGUUGGGCACAACUUUGACAUUUCUUUAAAAAAAAAAAAAAGAAUUAAAAAACGCCGAAAACCAGCGAUUGUGAUUUGGGCAGGUGGAAGGGCUCUGCCGAGGUGGUGUCUGGGCAUGUGGGGCCCCUUCCAGCAGUCACAACCUGACACUUCCCCAGGUGGAGUGCCUGGCCAUCUCCCUGGCCUCUCCUCAGUGGGUGGCCCAGGCCAGGGCCAGCAGGUGGGGAGGGGGGUCCGGGCAGGGAACUACUGUCAGCUGUCAAUAAACAGCAGAAA